UUUCAGUUUUGUUAUAUUGAAUUAACUAUAUUUCUGCCAUCUUCCCAAAUCGAGACCCUCUAAAUUCCAAAAUCGCCUCCAAAAGAUGUCAAGAUCCCGUAAAAAGAAUGAAAAAAUGCUCAAAAAUAUUAUUAUAAGGAACGCUUCCUUAGAAGGAGCUUGAGAUAAGCUACCUAAGAUCAAGGAAAACCUCUCAUCCAGACUAAUAGCUACUUUGAAAAAUACUUCUCAAAAUUCAUCGAUGUCUUCUAUCUUUAAAACAAACGAAAAGAUUUAAGCUAAACAAGAAGAAGACCGCCAGCCAGAUCAUGUUCACAAAAUUAGUGAAGAAGUACCCUCCCAAACCUGUAGGAUUGAAAACACACGGGAAACAAAUCCGUUUGAAUUAUAGUGGAGUUAGAACCAAGCACCCCAGUCCUAACAAUACUAUGAUAAAAGAUAGCUCCAAAGAGUUUUAUCCGAACGUCUCUGAGUUUCCUCCAAACCCAAUGUCUACUAAAUUCAAGCGGAAAUUAAGCGUUCGGAAGACCAAGACGAACAAAAACAAGACUGAAAUCUCAAUGUUCUAUAAAUUUCAAAAGAAGUCAAAGCCUCAGCAGAAGUUAAAAUAACAAAACUAAGAUAAAAAUUUUUAACCAGAUAAAAUAAAAGAAUGUUGAAUAUUUCCACGUCAAAAUCCAGAAAAUCCAAGUCUAAAGAAGGCAAAUUUGCCAAAAGCAAGAAAAUUCUCAACUCGAAUUCGAAUAAAAUUCGGCUUAAGAAGAACAGGAGGAAUACAGAGUUUAUUAAUAAAGCCCCUACUUCACCAUUGACUCUCCUGGAUAACUCCUUGUCGAGGAGGAAGAACAGCCAGUUGUUGAUAGAUAUUGAUAAAAACCAGAAACUGUAUCACUUAGUAUGCGCAAAGUCGACUACUAAUUCAAGAAAGAAUUCGGUGACCUUCACAAAGAUCCCUGCACAAGUCAAGAGUAAGACAAAUAUACUUAUUGAUGGGCUAAAGUUUCAUCCCAAGAAUCAGAAGAUGAACAGCUCUAAAGCUACCCUUCUGGAAUCACAGACUGACCUCAAGAAGAGAGGAAAGGAGAGCUUUAAGGGUGACAAAAAGAUGAAAUAUUUACUCGAGUUCAAGAGACAGAAGAUGGCUCAGUCCAACCAUCUCUUCGGGAAAGAUAGCAAGAAAGUUUCGUUUAUCAAAAGUAAAAAUCGUGGUAUGAAAGAUCCACCAGCAUCAAGCACUAACUUCUCCACAUCAUUAGGCUCUAAUCCAGUGAGAGAAGAGGAGACCAAGAGCAACCAGAAGAAGGAAGAGAUCUCACAAAUUAAUGAGAAAGGAUCAUCUGAAGAGAAGUCUUCAGAUGAUAAAGUUUCAGGUGAAGCAGGGGAACAGAUCGAGGAAUACACUGAUUUACCCUCGUACAGACAGAAGGAAGAAUAUACAGGACUUGCUAAAAAUAAGAGGUAUUUCGACAACCAAGAAACAUGGGAGGAUGACGACACUAUUUUUGAUGAAGAGCUUAAAGAAAAGCAUAAUGAGCUUCUUGUCGAAGAUAUGCUCUCAAAUCUUCACAAUAGCUCUACAGCGGCUCAUAAACCAAAACCUAAGAAAGACAGAGAGUCCUUUGAUAUCGACAUUCGGGCUCUAGUUAAGCAAAAGGAGGAGAAUAAUAUGAAAAUUGAAGAGAACAAAGAAGAAACUAAGGAAGAUUUGUCAGAAAGUAACUCUUCCAAAGAAGAGUCUCACCUCUCUUAUUCGCAGACAACUUCUAAAAUUUUGGAUGCUUCUUACCAAAGUGACCUUGUUUGAGUGGAUGAGUCGCUUGAGAAGAGGAAAAGAGGCAAGGAGUCUGUCUCUAAAAUGGAGAAGUUUAAAAAUAUGGUUGAUGGAUCAGUCUCCCAACACAUCUCUAUUACAUCUAGUACUCAAGAUGUCAACUUUCAUAAGGAUGAAGAAGAUCAGUAUGGAUCAAUUAAAGUGUCUAAUAUCUUUAAUUAUCUCCCUGAUGGAGCGAUCAGAUCUCAGAAGGAUAACUUUCAAGAGAUCAGUGAGGCAUUAGACACUAUCAAAACCAAGAUGAACAUUGAAGAGGACAAUAACAACUGAUUGCUCCUUCCAAAAAUGAAGACUCCAAUGAACUAUGGGAUUCGAGGAGCCGUCUAUGAUUUCAUAUAUAUGAUGGAUAAAAUUCCAGAGCCUGAAUUAGAAUUUUUCCCAGAUGCUUUCCGGGAAUAAGCCUUAAAGCUAUUAAAUUUUAC
Molecule: messenger RNA, 2253 nt
Organism: Moneuplotes crassus
Lineage: Eukaryota; Ciliophora; Spirotrichea; Euplotida; Euplotidae
Source: the annotation of a GenBank genome assembly